UACCAGCAAUGUGCUGACUGUGGUCCAGACCUACAAGCCCCGUUACUUUUCAGCACCACCGUGUAUAAAUAGUCCCAUAGGGUGUGGGGUCAGAACGCCGUUAUUGUGGAGCCCCCCCUCCCCUGUGAACUACUAUUCUUUUGGGGCCUGGUCAGGUAAAUCUCCCCUACGAGACCCGAUAGCAUGGCUCUGAAUAACCCCAACCCACUGGGACCAUGGAAGAUCACCGUUUAUGACCAGGAGAACUUCCAGGGAAAGCGUCUGGAGUUUACCUCCUCCUGCCAGAACAUUAUGGAGUCUGGCACUGACAACAUCCGCUCCCUGAAGGUGGAGUGUGGAGCUUGGACAGGAUAUGAGCACUCCAGCUUCUGCGGACAGCAGUUUGUGCUGGAGAGAGGAGAGUACCCUCACUGGGAGUCGUGGAGUGGCAGCAAUGCCUAUCACACUGAGAGGAUGAUGUCCUUCCGCCCCAUCUGCUCUGCUAACCACAAGGAGUCUAAGAUGGUGGUGUUUGAGAAAGAGAACUUUACGGGACGCCAGUGGGAGAUAAAUGAUGACUACCCAUCACUGCAAGCUAUGGGCUGGGGAACCAAUGAGAUUGGAUCCAUGCAAGUUAAGAGUGGCGCCUGGGUGUGUUACCAGUUCCCUGGUUACCGUGGUUACCAGUACGUUCUGGAGUGUGAUCGCCACGGCGGCGAGUACAAACAUUACAGAGAAUGGGGCUCCCACGCUCAAUCGUUCCAAGUGCAGUCACUGCGUCGCAUCCAGCAAUGAGACCGCACGUCUCCUUGACCGAAAAGCUCCACGCCUUCCUCCUCUCCCUACUUCCUCCAUAAUCAUUUCAACAUUCCCUGGUGCUUUGUCACCAAAAUGUCUGCCGCACUUCUGCUUUGUUCUGUUGCUACAUGGAAAUUGAAAAAAGAGAGAUGACUGAAUGGAAUAAACGAUAAUGAGAGGGAGAAAGAGAGCAGCAGCAGCAGAGAAAGGCUGCUGACCCCCUGAGAAGAGAGGGGAAAACUGAGGGUGUCUUGAGAUGUCUGUGAAGUUGUGAUGUCAUUCACACCCACCGGAAAAGAAAAUGGGCAAGUCAAAAUAAAGAGUAAAACAAGCGUCUGCUGCUACCAGUCACGUACUUGUUUGAAAUGUAUGUUUCAAUUCAGUGUUCAUCGUCACUCAUGGGCCACAAAGAGAACACAUGCGCAAUGUAACGAGACCCAAUAAAGGAGCUCUAUCCAAGA
Phyllopteryx taeniolatus (common seadragon) is the source of this 1238-nucleotide messenger RNA. RefSeq names its product crystallin, beta A1a (gene cryba1a). The coding region runs from base 184 to 774 and encodes 196 amino acids. Gene Ontology annotation, molecular function: structural constituent of eye lens. The record is from RefSeq and is a predicted model, not a curated record. Lineage: Eukaryota; Metazoa; Chordata; Actinopteri; Syngnathiformes; Syngnathidae. Gene Ontology annotation, biological process: visual perception; lens development in camera-type eye. The transcript is spliced from 6 exons.